Molecule: messenger RNA, 798 nt
Organism: Sphaerulina musiva SO2202
Lineage: Eukaryota; Fungi; Ascomycota; Dothideomycetes; Mycosphaerellales; Mycosphaerellaceae
Exons: 2
Coding region: 1-756 (251 amino acids)
Biological process (GO): mycotoxin biosynthetic process
Source: RefSeq, a predicted model, not a curated record
AUGGCUGUUCUAUUCCCUCUUAAUGCUUCUUACCAAUACGGCGUCCUUCUUAACAGGCAAAUACUGGCCAUCAACUCCGCUUCAGCACUUACAAGCACUCACGACUUGGUCCUGAACGCGACGACCUGGAGUAGUAAUCCAAGCCUUUGGCGAGCCGAUCCCAGUGUCGAGGGAGACAAACUCUGGAGUCAAAAUUGGGAUACGCACCCGAUUCUGAUUCCCAUGAAGGACAUGCCCAAACUCGGCCAAGAUCCCUCAUACGUCGCUCCCUGGCUCGACGACCCCAGCCUCGCCAUGGUGGGCUCCCAAGCACAUCAUCUGCUCCACUGUCUCGACGUGCUCCGCAAAGCAGUCUGGACAGAUCAUUACUGGCCCAACGGCAACUUGAACCCGGGCCAUCGCAACCAUCAAACGCAUUGCGUAGAUCUCCUCCGACAAGAUCUGAUGUGUCGAGCACCGAUGGAUGUCUACCCCCUGAUUUGGAUGGACGGAGAGUCUCAGCCAACGCCGAAUUUCAACGUCACCUCGCAGUGUGCGGACUGGGAGGGUAUGACGCAGUGGUGGCGUGAGAAGCAGAUGACGGACGAACAGGUUGAUCGGAUCUGGGUCAAGCCCGAGGGCGUCAAGCAGUGGCCUGCGCCUGGUGGGCUAGAAGAGGAGAAGGAGGCUUUGAGGGAUGUUUGCGCGAGGCCGAACGUCACCUGUACGCUCGGAGGUGAACCUUUGAUCUUCCCCGACGACGACGAGAACCGUUGAAAUGACAGAAUGAAUAUCAGAUAGCUGCAAUGUAGAAAUCAC